GGGGCGGGGCGGGCCUCGGGAGAGGGCGGGGCCGGCUGUGAGCGGAGAGGGACUACGCGAUGCCUCGCCUUCCUCGGCCUCACGUUUCCCAGGGCUCCUCCGUCGCUGUCUCCGCCCUCCAGCCCGCGGAGGGCGCCGUCCCCGUGCCCAGUGCCCGGCGCCGCCCGCCCGUUAGAACCCGAAGGAAGGAAUCCACCAUGCCCCCCAAAUAUGACGUGUUGACUCAAGAUGAGCUGCGCAAAAGGCUGUACCAGAUGUUUAAGGACCGGGGUAUACUGGACACGCUCAAGAUGCAGCUGAGAAAGCAGCUCAUUCAGGAGUUGAUGCACCCUGUAUUGAGCGGAGAGAUGGAGCCCCGGUCCAUUUCAGUGGAAGGAAGCGCCCUCUUAAUAGGCGCGUCCAACUCUCUAGUGGCAGAUCACUUACGAAGAUGUGGCUACGAGUACUCACUUUCGGUUUUCUUCCCAGAAAGUGGCUUGGCAGAGGAACAGGUCUUUACUAUGCAGGAUCUGUUACAACUCAUUAAAAUCAACCCUGAAUCCAGUCUCUACAAAUCACUGGUUUCAGGAUUUGAUAAAGAAAACAAAAAAGGUUUUCUCAUCGAGUUUCUGAAAGAAAUGGCAGAAUACCAUCAGACCAAAGAGAUCCGUGACAUGGAAACUCAGACAAGUCCAGCACUUCUUAGCAAAGACUCCCUUGCUGAGAAGCUUCAGCUCAUUGAUGACCAGUUUGCAGAUGCUUACCCUCAGCGGCCAAAGUUAGAAUUUUUAGAAAUAAAGUUAAAUGAGUAUAAGAAAGAAGUGGAACAGCAGCUUCAGGCAGAAAUGCAACAAAAGCUGCAGCAUUUUAAAAACAAUGAAAUAGAAAAAAUCAAGAAGGAAGAGAAGAAGAAGUCUGAGGCAGAAUUAGCAAAGUUCUGGAACGAUGUUGAGCGAGCUUGUCAAGCAAAAUCAGAAGCCCUCCUUUCUCGGGAAAAGAUGUCCCUUGAGAGGAUUCGAAAGCACCAGGAGAUGGAAACGAAAGAAAUUUACGCUCAACGGCAGCUUCUGCUAAAAGAUAUAGAUUUGCUAAGAGGCAGAGAAGCCGACCUGAAGCAAAGAAUUGAAGCUUUUGACUUGGCCCAGAGGCUACAAGAAGAAAAAAAUAAAAGCGUGAGUGAUGCACUCAGGAGACGGGAACUGAAUAUAAAGAGUAUGGAGGAGACCUAUGAGCAGAAGCUCAAGAACGAGAUUCUCAAGUAUCAACUAGAGCUGAAGGACGACUACAUCACCAGAACUAACAGGCUGAUUGAAGAGGAAAGGAAGAAUAAAGAAAAAGCCAUACGUUUGCAAGAGGAGCUCACAGCUGUUAAUUUGAAAAAGGAAGAACUCAGUCAUUCUGCAAAUCAUGUGAAAGAACUUCAGCUUGAGGUUGAGUCUCUCAGAGCCCAGUGUUUGGCAAUAACAAAACAAAACCACCUGCUGAAUGAGAAGGUGAAAGAAAUGAGUGACUAUUCACUUCUAAAAGAUGAGAAAGAAGCGCUUCAGGAGGAGAAUAAAGUACUGAAACAGCAAAUGCAGGAGAGCAGAAAUGAAAACCUGAGUCUCUUAAACCGCAUAGCUCAGCCAUCUCCUGAGCUGCUAAGCUUUCAGAAGGAAUUGAAGAAGGCAAAAGCUGCCAUCCUGUUAGGGCAUAAGGAGUUCGAAACCCACAAGGAAGCUCUGCAGAAGCAGCUGCAAACUGAAAUUGAGCGUUCUACAAAGCUGAAGGCCCAGAUACUGGAGUACGAAGCCUCUGUAAAGAGAUUAACUGUGCAGGUGGCUGAUUUAAAGAGGCAGCUGAAACAAACGGAGACAGUCCUGGAGAAUGAGGUGUACCGCAGCAUGAAGCCGCUUCUGGUCAGCGGGUCCAUGCUGUCUCCCAGUGGUGGGAUAAGCGAGGAUUUCUUGAAGAAUCUUCUCAACCAGGAGCAGCCGACGGCAGACACGGUUCCACCAAGAAUCACAAAUUAUCCCAGUGCAAGCACAGACGGUAGCUCCCCUGAGUCUGACCUCGAGUUCGUAGCCAACACCAAGGCCAGAAUGAGAGGGCUGGAGCGUGAGGCCGAAUGCUUAGAGAAAGCUUUCCGAGAUUACUGUCAAAGAGUUCGUCACUGGCCCUCGUCGGGAAGCCCGCUAGCAUCCCAGAGCCCCCCUCCCCUGCAGGGGCGAGGUACUCCCAAGGGCGCCAUGUUAAGUUCCUCGGAAAGGCGUGUUUUUGCAGAGGAAGGAGCCGUGCCCAGGCAGCCUGCAGCGGGCGAGACAGAAGUGCGGAUGGGUGCAACAGCCUCCCGGCUCCGCAGAGGCGCCGGCAGACGCUUCUCCGCCACUGCCCUUGAGAGAGCUCAACGGACCCUUGAUGCCGAAAUGCACCUGGAAGGUCUGCGUCGAUCCCAGGGUGCUGCUUCCAGUCCUCGUCCUGAAAGAAUGCUGCAGCCUUCACCUGCUGAGUCUAGACACAGCCUUUCCAUGCAUUCGCUUUCCAGCCCUCUGGAGCAGGAGGCUGGUCUGUAUCAAAGACAAACUGAACCCCGAGACAGAACUGAAUUCUCAAAUCCGGACAGGCAAUCUUUGAACGAUAAUGAAGAAUUUGAAUCAUCUUUUGAAUCUCGUGUGGAUGCCGGGGACAUGCCAAAGCGCUUCGACGUGGAUGGCGUCCAUCCUGCUGGUGACAUGCCUCACUUGGACGUUCCCGUUGCCGCCACCGCCGCCGCGGCUGCUCUUCCUGCCAGACCCGUCUCCUCUCACUACCCAGGAGUAGAUCAGGCACAAACAGCGGAAGACAGCGAAGAGGAAAAAAUAUGGCAGCUGGUUAAGGAGCAAGAGCAGAGAGAAGAAAGAAGCCACAGCCUGCAGGAAGUUAUACAGAGGGAACGAAGAGAACUAGAAAAACUCAAUCAACAACGGCGCAUGAUUGAAGAGUCACUGAAGAUUGAAAUGGAGAAAGAAUUGGAAGUGAGCAUUCAAGACAUGAAAGACAGACCUGUUUGUGCUGAAAGCCCUUUCGAGAAAUACAUGAAAAUCAUCCAGGAGAAUCAGGACCAGAAGAAGGAUGAUAAGAGCUCAGUGAAGAUUGUCAGAGAAGUUUCACAAGUGGACACACUGCCAUCUACUGACAAAGACGAAAGUUUCCCAGCCCUUUCUCAUGAAGAACCAGAUGACUUUUGGUAACUUCGUGUGCUGGCCAGCUUUUUGCUCAUGUAACAACGAAAGGCCCGUGACUUCUCUGUAAUGAGGCAGACUGCUCAAUAAAACUGUUUGUGCGAUCCA
Molecule: messenger RNA, 3287 nt
Organism: Phyllostomus discolor (pale spear-nosed bat)
Lineage: Eukaryota; Metazoa; Chordata; Mammalia; Chiroptera; Phyllostomidae
Gene: OFD1
Product: OFD1 centriole and centriolar satellite protein
Exons: 23
Coding region: 60-3188 (1042 amino acids)
Biological process (GO): epithelial cilium movement involved in determination of left/right asymmetry
Cellular component (GO): ciliary basal body; centrosome
Molecular function (GO): protein binding
Source: RefSeq, a predicted model, not a curated record